Messenger RNA from Myotis brandtii (Brandt's bat), 7768 nucleotides. It is a transcript of the gene PCSK5, whose product is annotated as proprotein convertase subtilisin/kexin type 5. The transcript is spliced from 38 exons. The record is from RefSeq and is a predicted model, not a curated record. Gene Ontology annotation, molecular function: serine-type endopeptidase activity. Gene Ontology annotation, biological process: peptide hormone processing. Gene Ontology annotation, cellular component: trans-Golgi network; Golgi membrane. NCBI's taxonomy places the organism in Eukaryota, Metazoa, Chordata, Mammalia, Chiroptera, Vespertilionidae. The annotation marks the transcript as partial.
GUGCUGGCGCUGCUCGCCGGCUGCCUGCUCCCCGUGUGCCGGACGCGAGUCUACACCAACCACUGGGCAGUCAAAAUCGCCGGCGGCUUCCCGGAGGCCAACCGCAUUGCCAGCAAGUACGGCUUCAUCAACGUAGGACAGAUCGGGGCCCUGAAGGACUAUUACCACUUCUACCAUAGCAGGACGAUUAAAAGGUCAGUUCUCUCGAGCAGAGGAACCCACAGUUUCAUUUCGAUGGAACCAAAGGUGGAGUGGAUCCAACAGCAGGUGGUGAAAAAACGGACCAAGAGGGAUUAUGACUUCAGUCAUGCCCAGUCUACUUACUUCAAUGAUCCCAAGUGGCCAAGCAUGUGGUAUAUGCACUGCAGUGACAACACGCACCCCUGCCAAUCGGACAUGAACAUUGAAGGAGCCUGGAAGAGAGGCUACACGGGAAAGAACGUUGUGGUGACCAUCCUGGACGACGGCAUUGAGAGGACGCACCCGGAUCUGAUGCAGAACUAUGAUGCUCUGGCCAGUUGUGACGUGAAUGGGAAUGACUUGGACCCAAUGCCUCGUUAUGAUGCAAGCAACGAGAACAAGCAUGGGACCCGCUGUGCUGGAGAAGUGGCAGCCGCAGCAAACAACUCUCACUGCACAGUCGGAAUUGCUUUCAAUGCCAAGAUCGGAGGAGUCCGAAUGCUGGACGGGGAUGUGACAGACAUGGUGGAGGCGAAGUCAGUCAGCUUCAACCCCCAGCACGUGCACAUCUACAGCGCCAGCUGGGGCCCCGACGAUGACGGCAAGACUGUGGACGGCCCAGCUCCACUCACCCGGCAGGCCUUUGAAAACGGCGUCAGAAUGGGGCGGAGAGGCCUGGGCUCUGUUUUUGUCUGGGCGUCAGGCAAUGGCGGAAGGAGCAAAGACCACUGCUCCUGUGACGGCUACACCAACAGCAUCUACACCAUCUCCAUCAGCAGCACAGCCGAGAGUGGAAAGAAGCCGUGGUACCUGGAAGAGUGUUCCUCCACACUGGCCACAACCUACAGCAGCGGAGAGUCCUACGAUAAGAAAAUAAUCACUACGGACCUGAGGCAGCGGUGCACGGACAACCACACGGGGACAUCUGCCUCAGCCCCCAUGGCUGCGGGCAUCAUUGCACUGGCCCUGGAAGCCAAUCCGUUUCUGACCUGGAGAGACGUGCAGCAUGUUAUUGUCAGGACUUCCCGUGCAGGACAUUUGAACGCUAAUGACUGGAAAACCAAUGCUGCUGGUUUUAAGGUGAGCCAUCUCUAUGGUUUUGGACUGAUGGAUGCAGAAGCCAUGGUGAUGGAGGCGGAGAAGUGGACCACUGUUCCUCAGCAGCAUGUGUGUGUAGAGAGCACAGACCGACAAAUCAAGACAAUUCGCCCCAACAGUGCCGUGCGCUCCAUCUACAAAGCGUCGGGCUGCUCGGAUAACCCCAACCACCAUGUCAACUACCUGGAGCACGUAGUUGUGCGCAUAACCAUCACCCAUCCCAGGAGGGGUGACCUGGCCAUCUACCUGACCUCACCCUCAGGAACCAGGUCCCAGCUUUUGGCCAACAGGCUUUUUGACCACUCCAUGGAAGGAUUUAAAAACUGGGAGUUCAUGACUAUUCACUGCUGGGGAGAACGAGCCGCCGGCGACUGGAUCCUUGAAGUCUACGACACUCCCUCCCAGCUGAGGAACUUCAAGACUCCAGGUAAAUUGAAAGAAUGGUCUUUGGUACUCUAUGGCACCUCCGUGCAGCCAUACUCACCAACCAACGAGUUUCCUAAAGUGGAACGUGUCCGCUACAGCCGAGUCGAAGACCCCACCGAUGACUAUGGUACAGAGGAUUAUGCAGGUCCCUGCGACCCUGAGUGCAGUGAGGUCGGCUGCGAUGGGCCAGGACCAGACCACUGCAAUGACUGUUUGCACUACUACUACAAGCUGAAAAACAACACCAGGGUCUGUGUCUCCAGCUGCCCCGCGGGCCACUACCACGCCGACAAGAAACGGUGCAGGAAGUGUCCUCCCAACUGUGAGUCCUGCUUUGGCAGCCACGGCGACCAGUGCCUGUCCUGCAAACAUGGCUACUUCCUGAACGAAGAGACCAACAGCUGUGUCCCUCACUGCCCUGAUGGAUCAUACCAGGACACCAAGAAAAAUAUUUGCCGGAAAUGCAGUGAAAGCUGCAAGACGUGUACUGACUCCCACAAUUGUACAGAAUGUAGGGAUGGAUUAAGCCUGCAGGGAUCCCGGUGUUCCAUCGCCUGUGAGAAUGGACAGUACUUCAACGGCCAGGACUGUCAGCCCUGUCACCGCUUCUGCGCCACCUGUGCUGGGGCGGGUGCUGAUGGGUGCAUUAACUGCACGGAGGGCUACUUCAUGGAGGAUGGGAGAUGUGUGCAGAGCUGUAGUAUCAGCUAUUACUUUGACCACUCUUCGGAGAAUGGAUACAAAUCCUGCAAAAAAUGUGACACCAGCUGUUUGACGUGCAAUGGUCCAGGGUUCAAGAACUGUACGAGCUGCCCAAGUGGGUAUCUCCUAGACUUAGGAAUGUGUCAGAUGGGAACCAUCUGCAAAGACGGAGAAUACAUUGAUGAACAUGGCCACUGCCAGAUCUGUGAAGCCUCGUGUGCCAAGUGCUGGGGGCCGACCCAGGAAAACUGCCUUGACUGUCCCGUCACAAGGGUUUUGGAUGAUGGCCGCUGCGUUUUGGACUGUCCCUCGGGAAAAUUUGCAUUGAAGAACCAAUGCCAUCUAUGCCACUACACUUGCCAAGAAUGCCAGGGAAACGAGCCUUCCAACUGCACCUCCUGUGGAGUAGAUAAGCAAGGCCAGCAGCGCUUCUUGUACUGGGGGGAGUGUCGGGAGAGCUGCCCAGUGGGACACUACCCUGCAGAGGAGCACGUCUGCCUACCCUGCCCAGAUAACUGUGAGCUUUGCCACAGCGCAGACAUCUGCACGCGAUGCACAAAUGGCUACUUCAUAGCGUCCACCAACCACACCUGCCAGAAGUUAGAGUGCGGACCAGGUGAAGUCCAAGACCCAGACCUUGGAGAAUGCGUGCCUUGCGAAGAAGGAUGUUUGGGAUGCAGCUUGGAUGACCCAGGAACCUGCACAUCAUGCGUUACGAGGUAUUACAUGUUUGAACACCACUGCUAUAAAUCCUGCCCUGAGAAGACCUACACUGAAAAGUUUGAAUGCAAAGCGUGCACUGCCAACUGUGACAUCUGUGACCAGAAUGGGUGUUACUGGUGUGAAGAGGGCUUCUUUCUCCGGGGUGGCAGCUGUGUGAGGAAAUGUGGGCCUGGCUCCUACAGCGACACAGAGACGGGCAGCUGUGAGCCCUGCCACCGAGCCUGUGAAACCUGCACCGGCCUGGGCCAUGACGAGUGCAGCAGCUGCCCACCGGGACUCCAGCUGCUGCAUGGGACCUGCGUGGCUCCCACCCAGACCCAGACAGAAGGCAAAUUCUGGAAUGAACCUGUGCUCACUUCAAGUCCAUCUUUGGUGAAGAGCCUGCUGCAGAAGCAACGAAGGUGGAAGUUUCAAAUCAAAAGAGACGUUUUAAGAAAACAGCAGCCUUGUCAUUCCUCUUGUAAAACCUGCAAUGGAUCUGAAAGGCUGUGCACUUCGUGUCCGAAAGGCACGUAUCUGUUGGCUCAGGCCUGCGUCGCCGCCUGUCCCGAAGGCACGUGGCCCUCAGUGAGGAGUGGCAGCUGUGAGAACUGUACAGAGGCCUGUGCCUCCUGCUCUGGAGCCGAUCUCUGUGACAAGUGCCAGACGCAGCUGGAACACCCUCUCUUCCUCCACGAAGGCAGGUGCUACACCGGGUGCCCUGAGGGCUUCUAUGCAGAAGAAGGCAUAUGCAAACGCUGUAGCUCCCCUUGCAGAAAAUGUGAAGGAAAUGCCACCAACUGCCAAGCUUGUGAAGGGGGCCUUGUCCUGGACCAGGGAGUGUGCCAGGAAACCUGCUCUGAGAGGCAUGUGGCCGUGGAGGGGGUGUGCAAGCAUUGCCCAGAGAUGUGUCAGGAGUGCAUCCAUGAGAAAACCUGCAAAGAAUGCAUGCCUGCCUUCUUCCUACAUGAGGAUAUGUGCCAUCAGUCCUGUCCCCAGCAGUUCUAUAAGGAUGAAGACGCCCACCAAUGCCUCCCCUGCCACAAAGACUGUCUGGAGUGCAGCGGCCCCUCAGCAGACAACUGCAACCUCUGUGCUAAGUACUUCUCCGUUCUCUAUGACGGGCAGUGCUUGGGCAACUGUCCAGCAAGAACUUACUAUAAAAGAAAGACUAAUGAAUGCAAAGAUUGCCCCAGCUCCUGCCAGACCUGCUCCUCACCUGGGACCUGCACAUCCUGUCUGGAAGGCCUGAGGCUGAACAGCCACGGGGACUGCGAGCCUCACAAGGAAUGUGCCCCCUCCGAGUACUGGGAUGAGGAGGCUCUGGGCUGCAAGCCCUGUCACACCAAGUGCUUCCGCUGCACGGGGCCCUCCGAGGACCAGUGUCACACCUGCCCGAGGGACAGCCUCCUCCUCAACAUGACCUGUGUGCAGGACUGCCCUGAGGGCUACUACACUGAUGAAGACAGCCACCGUUGUGACCCCUGCCACAGCUCUUGUAGGACAUGUGAAGGGCGACACAGCACACAGUGCCUCUCCUGCCCACCAGGUUGGUUCCAGCUGGGAAAGGAGUGCCUGCCCCAGUGCAGGGAAGGAUAUUAUGCAGCAAACUCCACUGGACGGUGUGAGAGGUGCAACAAGAGCUGCAAGGCCUGCAGGGGCCCAAGGCCCACCGACUGCCUGUCUUGCGAUACAUUUUUCUUUCUGCUCCACUCCAAGGGCGAGUGUCGACGCACCUGCCCAGAUCAUUACUAUGCAGACCAAAAGACACAGACCUGUGAGAGAUGCCAUCCGACUUGCCAUGAAUGCAAAGGAAAAGGAGCGUUGCAGUGCUUAUCCUGUGUGUGGAGUUACCACCUGGCGGGAGGAAUCUGCACCUCGGACUGUCUUGUGGGGGAAUACAGAGUGGGAGAGGGGGAGAAAUUUAACUGUGAAAAAUGCCACGAGAGCUGUAUAGAAUGCAAAGGACCUGGCGCCAAGAACUGUACUAUGUGCCCCGCCAACCUGCUGCUGGUCAUGGAUGACAGCCGCUGCCUGCACUGUUGCAACACCUCUGAUCCCACCGAUACCCAGGACUGCUGUGACUGCCAGAAUACCACAGACGAAUGCAUCCUUCCAGCAAGUGAGAUCGGGUCUGCCCCUGAGCAUUCGAAGACAGCCUUGUUCAUCACCUCCUUUAUUAUGCUGGUGCUUCUGAUUGGGGCAGCUGUGAUCGUCUGGAGGAAAUCGCGGGGCCGAGCCCAGCCAGUAGAGAAGGGCUAUGAAAAGCUGGCUGACCCUAGCAAGUCUUACUCCUCCUAUAAGAGCAACUAUCGCGAGAGCACCAACUUUGAAGAGGAUCAGGUGAUUGAGUACAGGGACCGUGACUUUGAUGAGGAUGACGAGGAUGACAUAGUCUACAUGGGCCAGGAUGGCACUGUCUACCGGAAAUUUAAGUAUGGGCUGCUGGAUGAUGAUGAGGAAGAUGAGCUGGAAUACGAUGAUGAGAGCUACUCCUACCAGUAAACAGAGGCCACCCACCCCAUUCUACUCACAGGCAUGCAUGUGGGCAUCACGGUUUGGGGUUUUAUCCUCACACACCAGGUGGAUGUGUGGGUGUUUGCAUUUGUUGUCUUCACCAUGAUUCCAACUAGAUUAUGUAAGAAUGCUGAAACAUUUUAUUCAUCCUUUGAGUGGCUAAACCACAUAAACCAGAAUUGUUCAACCAUCAUUGAGGAGCAAGGAUAAAAUCUCGAAGGAUUUUCUUCAAAACAAUACUAGUAUGUCCAGACACAAAACACAGGAAGUAAAAACAAGAGAGAUUUGUACAAACUGUUCUUUGUGACUUUUUUUUUUCCUAAAAAAGGAAAUGGACCUAUAGAAAAUCUGUUUCAUGGCUGUAUUGUGGAGAUAUCUACUGCCUCUGGAAUUCUGAUAUUUCUGUCAAUGAUUUUGGGGGAUAAGGAGAUGAGUUGUUUAUCUUAGGGGAUUAGUCUCCCAAUAGCUCUCUUUAGGCAGAGAUUCAUUCUGUAAGGGCAACUAAAGAAGGUUCUCCUCCUCAUGCUAUUUAACAAUUGACUCCAGACAGCCUCUGGUGAACAAAACAGACCACCUCUACUGAGGCUGGUCACGACCUAUUUAGAGAUGAGGAGAGAAAAAGGAGGUAGCAUCACAGCUGAGGAAUCAUGUGUUUGCUAGGCUCUGGUUCAUCUGGUUAAUCCAGAGUCAUCGUGAUUCUAAGGGCAAAGCCAGCUCAGGCAAGAGAUAGCAGCAAACCCAGUAGGAAAGAAAUCACUAACUUUCCAAGAAUUGCAGCAUUACACCCUCAUGAUUUUCUAAGAGUGUUUCUGGUUGGAAACAUCAACUAAGACAUCAAGUAAUAAAAACAUAAUGGCUGAGUUAACCGAACAUAAAAUGGGUAGAAUGACCAAAACUCUAAAAAAAAAAAGGACUUUAGCUACUAAAUCGGAGAGCUUUCAUCAAUAGCCUGUCAUGGAACUGUGGACACUCCAUAGAAAAGUUGAAAUGGAGUCUCACAUGGAAAGUCCCAACUUUCUACUCACUAAUUUAAUCCAGGUGCUGACCAGCCUUCCAACGCCUUUUGUCCCUGUGAUUUUUGUUUCUAGACAUUCUAUGCCUCCCUUUUUCCACUUUCCUGUCAAGUACAUGCUGGAAUUCAUGCAUCCGGGACACUUUUUCUGCAGAUAAUGCAGAGAGAGGGACUCUUUGCUGUCCUCUUAAGAAAUAACUUAAGCAGGGUUUUAUGGACUUCUGGUCAAAACAGAAGUCAUAGACAGUACCAGGAACAGAUAACCACUUCUGGUUAGAAAGUGACAUUUUCAGAUGAUGAUGAUAAUUAUAAAAAAAACUUAUCGCGCACCUACUAUAUAUCAGGUACCAAGCUAAAUACCUUUCAAAAAAAAUUACCCCACUUAAUACCACCAUAACUUUAUGAGGUUGGUACCAUUAUUACUCUGUUUUAUAUGUAACCCAAGGCUAAGAGAGGUUAAGUAACUAGCCCAAGGUCACAGAAAGCUAAUCAAGAUUCAAGAAAAAAGAAUGGCCCUAUAGCACAUGUUCUUAAUAAUUAUGCUACACUGACAUAAAGUGGGAAAAGAAACAUCCUAAAUCUAAUAAAGGCCUGUCUAUCAUUUUAUUUUAUAAUAUGGCAACUGUAUUAUCUUUACUAAAUUUGUGCAUUUUAUUAUUUUUUAAAGCAUGAUGUGUCACUGACACAAGAAAUCUCUGUGAAGAAGUCUUCAGUUUAUAGAAGGCCACAGUGUUUCUUUAGGGGAAAGCUCUUAAAGGUUAGCAGACUUUCUCUGGAAAGGGCCAGAUAGUGAAUACUUUAGGCUUUGCACAACUACUCAACUCUACCAUUGAGGCAAGAAUGAAGCCAGCCCAUAACAAAUGGGUGGGCCGUGCUCCAACAAAACUUUAUUUAUGGACACUAACAUUUGGAUAUAAGAUAGUUUUUACAUAUCAUAAAAUGUUAUUCUUCUUUCAAUUUUUUUCCUUAAUCAUUUAAAAAUAUUAAAACCAUUUAUAGCUCAGGGAAAUACAAAAACAGGUGAUAGGCCAGAAUUGGCCAAUAGACUGUAGUUUGCUAACCUCAUCUUAAAAAUAUUCUUAAGAGCCCUAACCGGUUUGGCUCAGUGGAUAGAGCGUUGGCCUGCAGACU